AGAGUCGUUAGACACAGGAGCAGAUGUACAGGGCGUGCUUGACUCAUACUCAAGGUUGCAUAAGAAACAUUAUUUCCUUCUUCUGCACACCAAGUUUCUACCUCCGGAUCUCUUUGGUUCAGUUGCUGGGAAGCCUGACGCUCCAGGGCCACUUGGGAGAAGCCAUCCACUGGGCGGAGGAAGAUGGGUGACAACGACACGCUUGCCCUGUUCAGCUACCCCAUGCUGUCCACACCCCAGUCUCUGUUCACAACCGGCCACCAGGGGGGCAACGAGGAACCCACCACCAAUUACGACUAUGAUUACAGCGCACCGUGCCAGAAAACCGACGUGAGGCAGAACGCGGUCCGGCUCCUGCCUCCGCUCUACUCACUCGUGUUCAUUUCCGGCUUCGUGGGCAACCUGCUGGUCGUCCUCAUCCUCAUCAACUGCAAAAAGCUGAGGGGCAUGACUGACGUCUACCUGCUCAACCUGGCCAUCUCCGACCUGCUCUUCCUUUUCACCCUCCCCUUCUGGGCCCACUAUGCCGCCAACGGGUGGGUCUUCGGGGAUGUGAUGUGUAAGACGGUCACCGGGCUCUAUCACGUCGGGUACUUUGGCGGAAACUUCUUCAUCAUCCUCCUGACCGUCGAUAGGUACCUGGCUAUCGUCCACGCUGUGUUCGCUUUAAAGGCCAGGACGGUCACCUUUGGGGCGGUGACAAGCGCGGUCACCUGGGCGGCGGCCGUGGUCGCCUCUCUGCCGGGGUGUGUCUUUAACAAGUUGCAGUGGGAAGACUCUUUUUACUCCUCGCCCUUCUUUCCACCAGGAUAAGACUUCCACGCAGUCACGAGGAGCGUCUUGGGCCUGGUCCUGCUGCUCGUCAUGAUCGUCUGCUACUCGGCCAUCCUCAGGACCCUGUUCCGGUGUCGGAACGAGAAGAAGAAGCACAGGGCCGUGAAGCUCAUUUUCGUGAUCAUGAUCGUUUACUUUCUCUUCUGGGCCCCCAACAACAUCGUCCUCCUGCUGAGCACCUUCCCGGAGUCCUUUAACGUGAGUGACUGCCAGAGCACCAGUCAGCUGGACCAAGCCAUGCAGGUGACGGAGACCCUGGGAAUGACGCACUGUUGCAUCAACCCCAUCAUCUACGCCUUCGUCGGGGAGAAGUUCAGAAGGCAUCUCUCCGUGUUCUUCCGAAAGCACAUCGCCAAGCAUCUCUGCAAACAGUGCCCGGUCUUCUACGGGGAGACCGCGGAUCGAGUGAGUUCCACAUACACGCCUUCCACAGGCGAGCAGGAGGUGUCCGCGGGCUUGUAAAUGAGUAACGGUUUGCCUCCGACCGUCAAGGGGGGGGGACGGAAAACUGCAUGUGAUUAAAAGGCUUCGGGGGUCCAUUGGAGAAGGGAGGCCCGUGAGCCUCUCAGGCGAAAUGCGCACGGGAAGCUCAGGGUCGGACUCACCAAGACAGACUUCGUCCCUCCCUGUGCGGCCAACGGGGCGCUCAGGGAAUGUUCCAGAACAACUGCGGGUGCAGACCGUGACUCUCCAAAGAGCUCCUCCCCAGUUCCUGGAAACGCCACCAUCUGGAGAAUGCCUAUGCCCCUCUCCCAGCCUUUCACCUGCGCCUCACUCGCCCCGCAGUGCUCUCUCUCUGGUCAGGGGCCCAGCUGGAGGCAGGGAGGGGACUGAGCAGGUGCAGGGGGCUGGCGUGUGGGGUCCUGCCGUGCCAGGAGGAGGGAGCUGCGGGCAUGGCUGAGCCUGGGUGAGGAGGAAGGUUUCAGCAGCAUCGUCCCCAGCCCCGCCUGGAAGGCCUCCCCCCACCCGCCAACCCCCGGGUCCCAGAGCCUGGGAACCAUAACUCUCGGAGAGUUUACUUUGGGUCCAAUCAUCCUCUCCGGUGCAAGCGCGGGACACGUUUUUGCUUCCUUGUGAUUUAUCUGCGAUAACCACGCACCCUACGCCUGAAAUCUAGCAAACCCCAUGCCCCGUUGUUCACACGCGUCUCACAUGCCACCUCCCCCGAUGUAAAAAUGUAAGAACGUUCUUGGUUAAUAAAAUACGCGUAAUCUAUAAUGAGAUGAAAAAAUAAGAGCCCUCGACGGGUCGUAACCAGGGAAAGGCGGGCGGUGGGGGAGGGGGGUGCAGGUAGUGAUGAUAGGAAGGAGUGAAGGCUUAGUUCCUGCAUCAGAAGCUCAGGAGGGUGUGUGAGGCCACUGCCCCAGCGGUCUUUUCCAGAAUCGGAGGCCAGGAAGGCCAGGAAGGAGGCAUCAGAACCCAUAGAGGCCUCAUGUCUUUGGAUCUUGCUGCCUGUCCCUGCUUCCUGCUGCCGUAGCCCCUUCUGCCGCCCUCCCCCAGGCCUCAUCGCAUCACUGGUGCCCAGAGGAUUGCCCGGCCCCCAGGAGAGUUAGCCGUGGGGAGUAGAAAACGGUGCACCCAGAACUCCUCAGUGGGCCCGCGAGAUAGGGAGCGACAGGUGUGGGCCCCGGGGUGUGUCGCCGGGACAGAGAAGGGGCCCGGCAGACGUGACAGAGGCCCUGCCUUGGACGUCACAGGCGGCCUGUGAACGUCAGGGUCUAACCCACCAGGCAGGGUGGAAGACUCUAGAAGGGCUGGGGAAAAGCGUUUUUGCAAACUACCUUCCAGGGCCUCAUUUUUGGAUACAGGCGUAGAGUUCAGAUACGUAAAAAAAAAUAAAUAAAACUCAUCGUCAUCAUCAUCACCCUCGAGUAAAAAUAGAAGUAAACCUAAAACUACAACUUGUAAAUGGGGCAAAGCGUCAUUUGAAGAGUUGCUCUUAGGUCAAGUCUGAAAAUACCGUAUUAGUCACCGAAAUCUGGCUUUGAGCUUAAAAUGUCGGAGCGCGGGAUGCUGGGAACACUACCAGUGCAGCAUAAAUAGUGUCGAUCGGGGAGUCGGGUCUGUGAUCUGCCUAGUGAUUGGUGUCUAACUAGUAUCAUGGGGAUCACAGCACAUACUCCACAACUGCCAUCCCAACUGCGUCUUUAUUCUCCCGGACUCACUGCCAGACAUCUCUUUUGUGUCCUCGCGCAGCCCGGGACGUCAGGGGUUUGAUGCUGUUUGGACGCUUCGGUGCUUUGUGGAUAUCCUCAUUGAGGCUCAGACUGUCCUGUUUGGAUUGGGAGCUCCUACAUCGCACGGAGCCCUAACCAAACGUUGAAACCCAAUUUGUAAAGGAGGGGCGUUGGGUCACUUAAGGAAGCAAAGACUUUUAUCUCGGCGGAGCCAAGUGAAAAAACAGCCAUGCGGGGACCCAGUGCAUUUCGGGUCUGGUGCAAGCAGGAAACACGGGGCUUCUGGAACCUGGCAACUCGGGAGCUGGAAGUUACUCUGCUUCUGCUUUCCUGCUUCACAGCCAGAGAAGGCUCUGGAAAGAAGCGUGUGUGUUUGGAGAGGGGAGUGCAUGCUUCACCUUCAGGUACUUGUAUCAUCUGAAUGAAUGCGUGAAAUUUUGUUGUGGCGAUGAGAUGGAAAUAUUGGGGUUUUUUAAAGCUAUGAUUUGGAAAAUGAAUCAAUGCUCGCACUAUGUUGUUUUU
Messenger RNA from Lynx canadensis (Canada lynx), 3533 nucleotides. RefSeq names its product C-C motif chemokine receptor 2 (gene CCR2). Gene Ontology annotation, biological process: positive regulation of monocyte chemotaxis; immune response; inflammatory response. Gene Ontology annotation, cellular component: membrane; cytoplasm. Gene Ontology annotation, molecular function: C-C chemokine receptor activity; chemokine (C-C motif) ligand 5 binding. Lineage: Eukaryota; Metazoa; Chordata; Mammalia; Carnivora; Felidae. The record is from RefSeq and is a predicted model, not a curated record.